Messenger RNA from Thunnus maccoyii (southern bluefin tuna), 2730 nucleotides. It is a transcript of the gene rab27a, whose product is annotated as RAB27A, member RAS oncogene family. The record is from RefSeq and is a predicted model, not a curated record. Gene Ontology annotation, biological process: positive regulation of exocytosis; melanosome transport. Gene Ontology annotation, cellular component: melanosome; secretory granule. Lineage: Eukaryota; Metazoa; Chordata; Actinopteri; Scombriformes; Scombridae. The coding region runs from base 306 to 968 and encodes 220 amino acids. The transcript is spliced from 6 exons. Gene Ontology annotation, molecular function: GTP binding; GTPase activity.
UACUGGUGCGUCAGUUAGCUAACUAGCUGCUGAGUGAUGAAACGGCAGCGAGCUCCGUGGGGAGGAGCUGUUUCACAACGGCACGACACACACGAAAAGUAAAGGUGUUGUUCAGUGUUAAUGAAGCUGGUCUCAUGUCAACUGAUGGCCCAGAGGCGACGGAGAAAGUAAAGUCCUCAUUUUUUAUUCACCUUUCGAAAAGUCUUCAACGGUAACUUCAAGCUAGCGUCAACGAGUCUUUUUUCUUUUAAACCACAAAGCAGCGCGCAGCAGCAACGCCCCGGGGCCGAAAUUAAGCACUCACUAUGUCUGAUGGGGACUAUGAUUACCUCAUCAAAUUCCUAGCCCUCGGUGACUCUGGCGUGGGAAAAACCAGCUUCCUCUACCAGUACACGGAUGGCAAGUUUAACUCCAAGUUCAUCACUACAGUCGGAAUAGACUUCAGAGAAAAAAGAGUGGUCUACAAAUCAACGGGUCCAGAUGGGUCAUCAGGCAAAGGACAGAAGAUCCACAUGCAGCUGUGGGACACUGCAGGACAGGAGAGGUUUCGGAGUUUGACAACUGCGUUCUUUAGGGAUGCAAUGGGUUUCCUCCUCCUGUUUGACCUCACUAAUGAACAAAGUUUCCUCAACGUCAGAAACUGGAUGAGCCAGUUACAGGUUCAUGCAUACUGCGAAAAUCCAGACAUAGUUCUAUGCGGCAACAAAUGUGACCUGUCAGAUCAGAGAGCAGUGAGUGAAGAAGAGGCCCGUGAGCUGGCAGAGAAGUAUGGAAUCCCUUAUUUCGAGACAAGUGCUGCAAACGGACAGAAUGUCAACAAGUCUGUGGACGUCCUGCUGGACCUCAUCAUGAAGAGGAUGGAACGAUGCGUCGACAAGUCCUGGAUCCCUGACGGGACCGUCCGAGCUAAUGGACCUACCAACCCAGACCUCUCAGAAGGCUCGGAGAGGAGCAAAUGUGCAUGUUAGAAUGACGUGGAGCUGUUUAAGUUGUCUGUGUGCAUAAUACUGAUGUAAAAAUAGGAAGACGUCCAAGUUUAUAUGUUGUAUUCUGUGUUAGGUGAAACUUAACAUUAAUUUGUGCCCAUUAAUGAUAUACUGUCGUUGACAGGCCGUAUUGUUUGUCAGUACAGAAUUAAGUACCUUUUGAAUGUGGGCAUCAUUUCAUAUCAAGGGUCUUUAAUUAAUUCAUAUUGGUUGUGAGUGUGGGGAUAUUUAUUUGUUAUGAUGCCUCGCUUAAAUGUCCAACUUAUAUUCAUCUAUCAGCUCUCUGUCAGUUGAAUAUGCUGAUCAUGUUUUCAGGUAUAAACUUUGUGCUCCAUGUUGCAACAAAGUGAGCCAGAUAUGUUUAUAAAUAUGCUGUUAAUACUCUUUAAUUGCUGAAGGGUUUGUAGAGUCACACUCAAGAAAGGAGUCACUUAUAUUUCUCUUUGUACAGCCAGGAAAGUGUUGACUGUGAUACCUGCAGUCACCUUGUUUCUUGUGGAUAAACUUUUAGGAAACUUUAUGUCAGCAUUUACAGUUUGUGCUACCGAUGGUCUACUGAAUGUCAGGCUUAAUACUGCGGAAAAAAACGUAGCUCACAUUGAACAUCCAGGAGUGAUUAGAUGGACAAUUAACACUUGUUUCCUUUUCUAAAUCAACACUUGUGUUUGUCCGCCUGCAGAACGUGAAUUAUGGAGCUCAGUUUGACCAGGUCAUCUACACUUCAUUAUGCACAGUCACAAUUUUGUCAGAUAUUAACAAAAGAUGGAUGUUCAGUAGUUUGAUAAGAGGAAUAGAUAAAUCAUAUCUAAAAUCUGAGCAGUAACUCAGGCAAUUCUUCAUCCUGCUGUAUAGAAGAUCUUUGCAAAAUAUAUAUUUGAAAGAAAAAAUGUAAAUGAAAAAAAGAGCUGUUAUUCAUAUUUUGACUGUUUGUGUUAUUCAGACUCAGAUUUACAUUAAAAAUAUAAGUUUAUGGACAUGUAGAGUUUUAAUUCAGGAUUCAGGUUUAAAAGAUAUAAAAAUAUACCAACUGGACAAUUCAUUUUUUGAUUCUUAAACUGCGGAGAUGCAGCUUCACCUAGUUUCUUACUCUCCUUAAACAUUAAUAAUGAGGAAGAAAGAGCAGAGGUGUUAUUUCACACAAAAAUGACUAUUGUUUUAUUGUCUCGGGUCAACAGUUUGUUUAGGGAAACAUCAGCUGUUCAGUGCCAAUUGCUCCAUUUCUGAAUUCCAUAAACCUCAAUAGAUUGUUGGAUUGAAAGUGUUUUUCAGGUUUUCAUGUGACAAUAUGUUAACAAUAUUGAUUUUUGAAAACUGAUGAACCCAGAUUUUGUAUUAGUAAGUGUUGUUUUUUUGAUAAGUAAAUGAAAUGAGGCUUGUACUUUGGUUUACCUUCACAGUGUGCAUUUAAAAUCCUAAUGAUUAUCACUUGAAAUUGGUUUAUAAUACCACUGAUAUUUUAUAUUUUACAGAAAUGGAGAGUAUUUACACUUAGUAAAACACUGAAAUAGCACAACUGUAUUUAACAGUGUUGCACAAAUCCUCAUUAUAUUACACUGUCAUUCUCUCCUGUAUAAAAGGGUAAAGUAUAUUUUCAUCUCUCUGUUUCAAUUCACAGAUUAUGUCACGAAAAAUUGAAUUUGAUGAUGUUAGUAAAACUAAAUGGAAAUAUUUGUCAAUUGUGCCAAACACUUUCAUAUGCAAAAUAUGUACAUUAUGUCCAAAAAUAAACAUUUUUAUUUAUGUA